UGCGCAAAAAGCCAGGAAGUGGAAAAGAGCCGAGCUUAAAGCUAGGAAUGAUAAGCAUUAGACCGUUUUCAAAUAAUAAUAAUAAUUGCUGCUACUAAUAAUUCCUGAUUUUAUUAAUAACUAUGGAGUUGUCUGAAAUACUUUACAACAAAGCGGAGUACAUAGAGACGGCUUCAGGGAACAAAGUGAGCAGGCAGUCUGUACUUUGCGGGAGUCAAAACAUCGUGCUGAACGGCAAAACUAUUGUGAUGAACGACUGCAUCAUCAGGGGCGAUCUGGCCAAUGUAAGAGUGGGCAGACACUGUGUUGUCAAAAGCAGGAGUGUUAUUCGACCACCUUUUAAAAAGUUCAGCAAAGGUGUGGCGUUUUUUCCACUCCAGAUCGGAGACCAUGUCUUCAUCGAGGAGGACUGUGUGGUCAACGCAGCACAGAUCGGCUCAUAUGUCCACAUAGGCAAGAACUGCGUAAUAGGCCGUCGAUGUGUACUUAAAGACUGCUGUAAGAUCUUGGACAAUACAGUGCUUCCUCCUGAGACAGUCGUUCCACCAUUCACAGUCUUCUCUGGAUGUCCAGGUCUGUUUUCUGGAGAGCUCCCAGAGUGCACACAGGAUCUGAUGAUUGAUGUAACCAAGAGCUACUACCAGAAAUUCCUUCCCCUCAGCCAGAUCUGAGUAACACUACUACAAAACAGCUCUGCGAUCCAGUUGGCGAAAGCUCUGCUCAAAUUGCAAUGGACUUUAAAGAGCUCAGAACAUCAUAUUAGGACCUCUUUUAACUGGUCUUUAGAAUAUUUCUGUUGGUAAUUUAUCAACAUCAACAAACUGCAUCCAAAUGUAUUUCAUAUAUUUUGCUGUUUUCCACAUUAGUGUUUGUAAAUGAAGGAGGGCAUAAUGCCUCAAGAUUCCCCCCCAUGAACCAAAUCUGUAGCAACAGAUAAUCAGCAAUGUUAGCUGUAAUAACUUGACUCCUAUGUAGCUCUGCUUUAAAAGUAAAACAGUAAAUUUUGUCUUUUCCCACACAAACCCAAUGUGUUUUGGGUGUUUUCUUUUUAAUCCUUUUGAAUCAAGUUGGAUAUUUGUGCUUGUAGAGUUAUUCUAAUUAAAGCUUAAUUAUUUAAGCCUGGAAAUACAUGGAAAUCUAACAAUACA
Cyprinodon tularosa is the source of this 1148-nucleotide messenger RNA. It is a transcript of the gene dctn5, whose product is annotated as dynactin 5. Bases 123 to 671 code for a protein of 182 amino acids. The record is from RefSeq and is a predicted model, not a curated record. The transcript has 6 exons. NCBI's taxonomy places the organism in Eukaryota, Metazoa, Chordata, Actinopteri, Cyprinodontiformes, Cyprinodontidae.